Pectinophora gossypiella (pink bollworm) is the source of this 833-nucleotide messenger RNA. RefSeq names its product proteasome subunit beta type-1 (gene Prosbeta6). Bases 109 to 807 code for a protein of 232 amino acids. The record is from RefSeq and is a predicted model, not a curated record. The transcript has a single exon. Gene Ontology annotation, cellular component: proteasome core complex. Lineage: Eukaryota; Metazoa; Arthropoda; Insecta; Lepidoptera; Gelechiidae.
AAAAUGUCAAAAAUCAAAAUCGUGAAUUUACGGAAUUUGUGCAUGUCAUUCAGUAUUUGUAUUUUUCAUUUUCAUUAAACACAAUUUACAGUGUAAACGAAUAACAAAAUGAUGGGCAUGGCUGAAAAUUUUCCCGAAUAUGCCGUACCCGGUGCUACACAGCAUCGUUUCGAACCGUACGCUGACAACGGGGGGAGCGUGGUGGCGAUCGCCGGCGAAGACUAUGCCGUGAUUGGGGCAGACACUCGGCUAAGUACUGGGUACUCUAUCUACACGAGGGAGCAGAAGAAGCUGUUCCGGCUGUCGGAGUCGACAGUGCUGGGUGCGACGGGCUGCUGGUGCGACACGCUGACGCUGACGCGGCUGCUGCAGGCGCGCAUGCAGAUGUACCAGCACGAGCAUAACAAAUCCAUGUCGACCCCUGCCGUCGCGCAGAUGCUCUCGACCAUGCUAUACUACAAACGUUUCUUUCCUUACUAUGUGUCUAAUGUUCUUGCUGGACUGGACGCUGACGGUAAAGGCUGUGUGUACAGCUACGACCCUAUCGGCCACUGCGAGCGCUCCAACUACCGCGCCGGUGGCUCUGCCGGGGCACAGUUACAGCCCCUACUUGAUAAUCAAAUUGGAUUGAAGAAUAUGCAGAAUGUGGUGGAGGCUCCUUUGCCUAAGGACAAAGCUUUAGCUUUACUUAAAGAUGUGUUCAUCAGUGCAGCUGAGCGUGAUAUUUACACUGGCGACUGCAUUUACAUUCUGAUGAUCACAGCCAAUGGCAUCACUGAGGAGAAGUUUGAACUCCGUAAAGAUUAGAUUUUCAAAAUAUACAUUUUAUAAGA